Cylas formicarius (sweet potato weevil) is the source of this 1399-nucleotide messenger RNA. Its product is annotated as sperm-associated antigen 7. Bases 500 to 1186 code for a protein of 228 amino acids. NCBI's taxonomy places the organism in Eukaryota, Metazoa, Arthropoda, Insecta, Coleoptera, Brentidae. The transcript is spliced from 5 exons. Gene Ontology annotation, molecular function: nucleic acid binding. The record is from RefSeq and is a predicted model, not a curated record.
ACGCGAAGUAGUUGGAAAAAAUGCUAUAGAAAUUGGAAAAUUUAAUAUAUGAGAUUUCACUGAAAGGAAAACAAUAUAUUAAUUAUUCCACUACCACAAUCUGUAAAAUAAACUUUGUUCUUUUUGAUCAGUGUUUUAAGCAGAUUCCACAUGUGGCUUCAUAGUCAUUCACAAAUAUAAAUAUAAUUCUGGUUCGCUGGUAGACAUAUUAACAGCAACUCCUAAUGUAAUUCUUCCAUAAUGUUACUUACGAAAUGAUUUCGCUAGGGCGCGAAUGAGCCAUGCCAAUUUGCCCAGCUUGUAUAAAUAGAAAAGAUAUGUAUGAUCUAUGGUUAAGUUUCCUCUUCUUUUUGUCAGCUCUAUUCUCUAAGAACACAGACUAGUAGAAGGGGUAGUAUUUUGUGCCAUGGCUAUGCUGUAAUUUCAUAUUUGUUAGUAUUUUUGUAGGGCAUUUAUUGGAAUUUUGUUGACUAGUUUUUUAUUGCUUGCUUUAUCCACCAUGGACUUGUUAGGUUCUAUCAUGGACUCAAUGGAUAAACCUCCGUCCUUAACUGAAAAGGAAAGAAUGAUAAUAAAAAAGAGAAAGGAAGAAAUCGAGAGAAGACAAAAAGAAAACAAAGACCGCCUUCAAAGGUUUAAAGAACGAGUGGAAGCAAAGUUGAUCUCACAUUUUGAUGAUUCCAAGAAUACCAUGCUUAAGUUUGAGCCCAUGGAUCAAAUUUGCAGGAGCAUAGUUCAUGAAGCAGCAGAACAACAAAAUUUGCUAUCCUAUGCAUUUGGAACUGAUGGAGUUGAUAGAUAUAUUAGGGUAUAUCGCAAAGAUCAUCCACCUUGUGAAGAUGAAUUAGCUGCGAGAAGGAGAGGGGAACCAUGGAAUGAACAAAUUAAACAACAACUUAUUAGAGAUAGGGAACUUAAAAAACUUGAGGAAUUGGAAAGCAUAAAACCAAAGCCUAAAGCAGAUUUUACUCCAAAUAGUAAUUACAAAGAUAAAUAUGCUCAUCUGAUUGGUCAGGAUGCUGCUUUAGAAGCAGCUAGGAAAACCCAAACCAACAAGUCUUACGGAUUUGUGCCAAGUGAAAACAAAAAGGAUCAUAGAUCCAUAGAGCAAACAAUGGCUGACAUUAGGGCAAAAAGAAGAAAAGUUGAAGUCGAUAAAUGCACUGGGCAGCAAGGUUCAUCGUAAAGCAUUGUUACGCAUAUUGUAGAAUAUAUUGUACAAAUUUUGUUUAGGUUUAGAAUUGUUGAAUCAAUUAUUGUGAAAUACCAAUUUACUCUUCUGGUAAUUUAUAAAAACCAACAAAGAUAUGAAACCAGAGGAUUGUCUCUGAACAUUGUUUUUAGUGGCUAUUAGUUUUUGACUUAUAUUAUUAACACUAUAAUAAUAAAUAAUUAUAUA